CCAUAUCUAUCCUGAAGUCCGAACUAUAAUUUCCCUCUCUUCCCUCGUUUUCUGCUCUCCGCUUUUUUAACCCUCGCUCUCCGCCUCCAGGCCCCCCCCAAACUCCCAGAUCCCAAAUCCGCCCAAACCCUAGCCUCCGCCGCUCCUCCUGCUGCCGAUUCCCGCUGGCGAGCCCCCCGGCUCCACGAUCGCCCCCGAUCCGCCGCGCCCUUCUGACCUCCCCUUGAAUCGAGGGUUUUGGCCUAGGAUUUCGCCUCCGCCACCGAUCGUUCGGUGCUGUACUGCGAGAUCGACGUCCGUUUCGCUGGAUUUCGGCGCCGAUUUCGUCCCCCGGGGCGGGCGUGAUGACUGGAGGCCGAGCGUUGGGGAACCGGUCGGCGCAGCAGCAGGCGGGGCAGAUCUUCCAGCCGCUGAAGCGCCACCUGCCAUUCCCCUCGGUGAGGCCGCCGUUCGUCGCACCCGAUGAGUACCACCGGUUCUCCGCCGCCGACUGCCGCCCGAUCGCCGACGAUGUCGCCGAUGCCCUAGUUGUUAAGACACCCUUGAAGAGAAAGCCUGACCAAGAAGACAAUGAAGCUGCUGAAUCAAGUGAGUGGACAACCAGCCCUGGAUAUGCUGAGGCAGUUACCAGUCCUCUCCUCACACCUGUAUCAGGAAAAGGAGGUAGGACCUAUGGCAGGUCCAAGGCUGCGAAGAACAGUAAAUCUGGACCUCAGACCCCCAUGUCAAAUGCUUGUUCCCCAUCUGGCAAUCCUCUCACUCCAGUGGGUACCUGCCGUUAUGACAGCUCUCUAGGACUCCUAACAAAAAAGUUUAUCAAUUUACUCAAGCAUGCACAGGAUGGCAUCCUUGAUUUGAAUAAAGCUGCAGAAACAUUGGAGGUCCAAAAGAGAAGGAUAUAUGACAUUACAAAUGUCCUUGAAGGGAUUGGACUGAUAGAGAAGAAACUUAAGAACAGAAUCCGUUGGAAGGGAGUAGAUGACUUGAGGCCAGGAGAGCUUGAUGAUGAUGUUUCAAAUUUACAGGCAGAAGUUGAAAAUCUGAGCUUGCAGGAGCGCAGCCUGGAUGAGCGAAUAAGUGAAAUGCGAGAAAGACUAAGAGAGCUUACAGAGGAUGAAAAUAAUCAAAAGUGGCUUUAUGUGACUGAAGAUGACAUCAAAGGCGUGCCCUGCUUUCAGAAUGAAACCUUGAUAGCAAUUAAAGCCCCUCAUGGUACCACCCUGGAAGUUCCAGAUCCCGACGAGGCUGGUGAAUACCCCCAUAGGAGAUACAGAAUUGUCCUAAGAAGUACCAUGGGUCCAAUAGAUGUUUACCUUGUUAGUCAAUUUGAGGAGAAGUUUGAGGAGAUGAGUGGUGUUGAGACACCCCCAAGGAUCCCACCUACAUCACAUUCGGCAUUUGUUGAGAACUCUACAGUGGAAGUGGUUACAGAAGAGAGCAGGGGGAAGGAAAUGGCACCUAAUGUUCAAGACAAUCAAAGGAUGAGUUCUGAUCCAAAUGCCUCACAAGAUUUUGUUGGUGGGAUGAUGAAGAUUGUUCCUUCAGAUGUUGAUACUGAUGCUGACUACUGGCUUCUAUCUGACGCUGGAGUUAGCAUUACAGAUAUGUGGAAGACAGCACCUGAGGUUCAGUGGGACGCAAUGGGCAAGUUUAAUCCAGAGGAUUUCAUUUCUAGCAACGUUAGCACUCCUCAGCCAGAAACUCCACCAUCUGGUGUUAUCAAUGUCCCUUCCAAUACAAACUCCACUCAGGGAUGAAUAUGAAAUCAAGCAAGUAAAAUUCAGAAACUCAGGUCGGUACCUUUUUCCACUGAGGCAAUCAUGUUCAAGGUCACUGAAAUGACCUUCUAGCUGGGAAUUUCGAUAAAAAAUAGACCUUCUGGCUGGGAAUUAUCAUCAUUCUGGGCGGCCAACCUAGUGUUUCGCAGGAGAGGUUGUUGCAAGAGAAAGCUGUCAGUUGCCUUAAAAGAACAGCUACCGUCCAUAUGUACAGUUGAGUAACAUGUCUUAUUACAUAGGCCAGGCAUGAAUCCUAGUCUUCCCCUUUCUAAAUCCUUUGUCAUGCCCCAACAUAUCAAUCGUUCUCAUAGCCACAGGUUCGGAUGAAGCAGACAUGAGAAUUAUGUUUAAUUUCUCCCAUGUAUGUACUUUAUUAUAUUUCCUACAUGUACAAGAUGCUAUGCAUUUUUUUUUCCCAGUUAUAACUCCUCAAGAUAAAAGUUUGGGCAGCCCUUCUGUUU
Messenger RNA from Phoenix dactylifera (date palm), 2239 nucleotides. The record is from RefSeq and is a predicted model, not a curated record. NCBI's taxonomy places the organism in Eukaryota, Viridiplantae, Streptophyta, Magnoliopsida, Arecales, Arecaceae.